AGUCGCCAGUCGUAAACCCUCCAACCUUAAACUGAAACAAUUUUUAUACCGGUCCACGUUAAUGUUUCAAGUAUGGACAUUCCAAGAUGUUGAUAUUGCUCGUAUAAAAAAAUGGGUAAGGGGGCCUGAUCUUGCCAGUCGCCACUUGAAGCUGGUUGAAUCCAGAUCCAGCGGAGAGAUGAGUGCACCUACGGAUUACCUGUUUAGCACGCUGGCAUAUGGGUCAGCGUCAGCUCUUUCGGUCAUUGGAAUAUAUUUUAUCCGACAAUACAUGCAGGGGGGUCAGUUCACCACGAAGACGGAUGAGACCGGCAGAGUGGCGAUUGUGACCGGCUGUAACCAGGGGAUUGGGAAGGAGACCGUACUGGAGCUGGCUCGCAGGGGAGCUACUGUAUACAUGGCAUGUCGGGACUUGAAAAAGUGCGAGGAUGCUCGUCGAGAAAUCAUCGAAGCGACCAACAAUGAAAACAUCCAUGCACGCGAAUUGGACCUGGGCUCCAUGAAGUCUAUUCGGAACUUUGCAGCUGGCUUUAAGAAAGAGCAAAACAAGCUCCAUAUUCUUAUCAACAACGCCGGCAUUAUGGACUGCCCCAAAAUGCUGACGGAGGACGGCUUUGAAAUGCAAAUCGGAGUUAAUCACAUGGGCCACUUCCUGCUCACGCUUCUUCUCCUCGACCUCCUGAAGAGUUCUGCUCCCAGUCGCGUUGUGGUCCUAUCCAGCAUAGCCCACCGGUUCGGAAGAAUCAAGCGUGAUGAUCUGAAUAGCGAAAAGUCAUACGACAGAAAGAUGGCCUACUGUCAGAGCAAACUGGCCAACAUCCUCUUCACAAGGGAGUUGGCCAAACGCCUGCGGGGAACUGGGGUCACGGUUAAUGCCCUACAUCCCGGAGUAGUGAACACGGAGCUGUUCCGCAACACACCGUUUUUGGGAUCGAGGUUUGGAAAGUUACUCCUAGCCCCUUUUAUAUGGAUUUUUAUAAAGACGGUUAGGAAUGGCGCACAGACGACCCUGUAUGCUGCUCUGGAUCCCAGUUUGGAAAACGUGUCCGGAAGAUACUUCAGCGACUGCAAGCCGAAGCACGUGGGCUCGGCCCCCCAAUAUGAUGAAGAUGCUGAGUUUCUAUGGGCAGAGAGUGAAAAGUGGACAGGAGUAAAUAUUUGAACUCUUAACCUGCAUCGCAUAAUGUACAUUUAUGGAGUAAUCUAAAUGAGUUCAGCUUUUGUACAAACAUUAAACAUUUUGAAAACAUUUGGCUCGGAGUCUUUUGAAACCAUUUUUCUGAUAAGUCUUAAAUAGACUAUGUACAACUUUAAAGACCUCUCACUGCCUAGGCGUCACUAGAAUUAGCAUUGUUUGACAUAUGUAAUGUAAUACACGUAUGUAAUUUAUGGAGCAGGUGAAAAAUUAAACGGAAAUACAUUUGGUUUA
This is a messenger RNA of Drosophila erecta, 1429 nucleotides long. Its product is annotated as retinol dehydrogenase 13. The coding region runs from base 62 to 1162 and encodes 366 amino acids. The transcript is spliced from 4 exons. The record is from RefSeq and is a predicted model, not a curated record. Lineage: Eukaryota; Metazoa; Arthropoda; Insecta; Diptera; Drosophilidae.